AUGCAGACCUUCAACAUUCUUUUUAUCACCCUUGCUACUGCAGUGGCUGGAGUAACUUCUUCCUCUAGCUGCCCUCCUUUCCCUGCCUCAAUGACUCCGUUCUCUUAUGGCUUCAAAGAGCCCAAACCGCCUGCUAUCAAGCCAGAAUAUCAGGCACAUUUUGUACAGCACAAGUGGAAUGGUGAACUGUCACAUAUCACGGCUGGAUUUAUCCAAAACUCCCCAUCCAAAGGCUUCGUCCGUGCUGACGAAGCCUUCGACGGUGUUCUUGCAUCUUCGACUUUUGACUAUUCCAAUGUCACCAAAUCAGGCCUGGUUGACAACACCCUGACUACAUAUGAUCCUAAAAAGUCCAAGCCAAGUAUUUGGAGGGGAUACGUGAACUCGAAUUAUCCUAUUCUCAACAAGACUGUCUUGAUUGACAAUGGAGCUGUCUUUGAGGGGUUUGUCAAGAGGGAUUUUACUCCGAAUCCCGUCGCAGCAUGGAGCAUCAUGUACCAAAAUGCAGUUCCAGUUACAGUCUUUGUCAACGAGUGCGGUGUUAUUGUUGGCUACGAUUACUUUGCGCCGGAGCUGCGUACCCGGGUCAUCAUGGAGUUCUUCAACAUUCAGGCGAAGUAG
Fusarium fujikuroi IMI 58289 is the source of this 621-nucleotide messenger RNA. RefSeq lists its product as uncharacterized. The coding region runs from base 1 to 621 and encodes 206 amino acids. The record is from RefSeq and is a predicted model, not a curated record. The transcript has 3 exons. NCBI's taxonomy places the organism in Eukaryota, Fungi, Ascomycota, Sordariomycetes, Hypocreales, Nectriaceae.